Castor canadensis (American beaver) is the source of this 1230-nucleotide messenger RNA. It is a transcript of the gene Anks4b, whose product is annotated as ankyrin repeat and sterile alpha motif domain containing 4B. Gene Ontology annotation, molecular function: protein binding. The record is from RefSeq and is a predicted model, not a curated record. Lineage: Eukaryota; Metazoa; Chordata; Mammalia; Rodentia; Castoridae. Gene Ontology annotation, biological process: brush border assembly.
AUGUCCACUCGCUACCACCAAGCUGCUAGUGAUAGCUACCUAGAACUUCUGAAAGAGGCUACCAAGCGAGACCUGAAUCUUUCUGAUGAUGAUGGCAUGACUCCCACUCUGCUGGCAGCCUACCAUGGAAACUUGGAAGCCCUGGAAAUCAUCUGCAGCAGAGGAGGUGACCCGAAUCGAUGUGACAUCUGGGGAAAUACUCCUUUACAUUAUGCAGCCUCCAAUGGCCAUGCCCACUGUGUCUCAUUCUUGGUCAACUUUGGUGCCAACAUCUUUGCCCUAGAUAAUGACUUGCAGUCUCCACUGGAUGCUGCGGCCAGCAGGGAGCAGAAUGAAUGCAUUGCUCUCCUGGAUAAGGCUGCCACUGCCCUGAAUAUCACGAACCCCAGGAAGGUCACCAGGCUGAAGGAACAGGCUCAGAAGAAUGCCAGGAGGCAGAUCAGAGAGUGUGAAAAGCUCCAGGAGAAGCACCAAAAUAAGAUGACCCACACAUUCAGCAAGGAGGACCCCAGGAUGCCUUCCUCCAGGUCAUCCUUUUCAAAUCUUUCUGCUUCCGGUACAUUUGGAUCACUGCCUAAGAGCAUUAAAGACACCCUCCAGUUAAAAUUCAGGAAGAACAAAGACACAGCAGAGCAGGUGGGGAAGGAAGGCAGAAGUGGGCAGAAGAAUGUGAUGGAAGUGUUUAGAGAGGAGGAGGAAGACUCGGGGGAUUUCAAAGAGAAGCUCCAGUUCUCAGCAGAGGAUGACAACGAUGUGCAACAUGAGUCCAUUCUCAAUCGUCCAGGUCUAGGAAGUAUUGUUUUUGGAAGGAACAGAGUAUCAAGCCCAGAAGAUAUCUCUUACAUAAAGAGGGAGUUGGGAUUUAAAAUGUCCAGUGAAUUGCUCCAAAGACAAGGAGCAGCAGAGGCUAAUGAAGCUGAGAUUGAUGAAGAAGAAGAGGAAAAUGGCCUUCAAAGUGAUCUGCCUUGGGAUGAGGAAGAAGUGGAGUGGGAAGAAGAUGUGGUUGAUGCAACUCCCCUGGAAGUGUUCUUGCGGUCCCAGCACCUGGAGGAAUUCCUUCCCAUUUUCAUGAGAGAGCAGAUUGAUCUAGAAGCUCUGUUGCUUUGCUCUGAUGAGGACCUUCAGAACAUACAAAUGCAGCUGGGGCCCAGGAAGAAAGUUCUUAAUGCCAUAGACAAAAGGAAGCAGGUGCUGCAGCAGCCUGGGCAGCUGGUCGACACUAACCUCUGA